UUUCCAUGUACAAGGAUGCUUUGCCAUGACUGAAUUGUGACUUAAUUCUUUAUGUUUUGUGAAAUGAACCAAUAAAAUGCUAUUCUGUUAAAUAUAAUAAUUACUUUGUACAUGUGCAGUACGUGGUUCCUAAAUAGUCAGAUGUACCGCUCUUUCCACUGACCUGAAGCAUCCAGGAUGUGUAAAACAAUGUCUGUACAUCAGCUAACAGACAAUCUGUUUUGCUUCAUGUACAACGUCAGCAACUAGUAAACCACAAAUGUUUUAUAUGUUGUAUUUUAGGUCCCCUGUCUCCAACCACUACUUUGUGAAACACCAAACUGCUGAGAUGAGCAGUACAUUUCAGAGAUAAAGUGACCUACAUAAACAUCCUAAUCUGCAGGGUUUUACUGGCAGUUCUGUCACAGCAACAAAAAGGGCUGUUUGAAUUACAAUGGAUCGCAGUGUAAGCAGACCACACAGGAAUUACUAAGCCUGCCUUUUGUUUUAUCUCAACUCCAUAAAACAUAAAUCAUGAUAAAUAUAAAAUAAGUAAGGCAAGUAGUUGAGGUGAACAGUGUUGGGGAGCUUAAUAACUUCCCAGCAGUUUAAAAACAUAUUUAAAAAUUAUUAAAUUAAUCACUCAGUCAUAAUUGAUGUGUGUUAGCUCAAGGGAAACACUUGGUCUCACUUCCAUGAAAGGAGUGGCGCUGCAGCAAAGGCGGAGGAGCUGUUGGGCCUCGGUCAAAUAUGCAGGGUGUCUGUAUCCAGUAAACAGAAGUUUACAAGUGUUCAUACCUAAAUGACAUCACAAGUGGUUAGUCAGUAUCUUCCAAAACAACUCAUACAGUAUGAGUGCUUCCUGAUCUACCACCUCUAUGGUUAAGAUACAUCAAGUUAGAGCCCCAGAAAAUGCAGUUUUAAAUUUCAGGUAUUUCUCUAUGACAUUAGAGCUGCUUAAAUCAAUAUUUUUUUAUAUGAACAGUGUCUCAAAUUACUAUGUGUAAUGUGAAAGGGGUCACUCAAACCUACAUAUUAUUAUCACCCGACUCUGAGUUUCCCCUCAGCUCCAACAAGCGUAUUAGCGUUUUUCAGCUCAUUGUUUUGAUUUUCAGAUCCACUACUAUACGGUAUUGUUUUUGUUCCCUCUCACCAUCAGCUUUAUUUCCAACAACAUGUUCCCUUUUAUUUUUCAAAUUCCCCCCUUUUCUCACUUCUUGGAAAGGUUCCCACGGUUGCCAGUGCAGUGCAGGGCAAGCCCAGUAUACCUAGUUAUUACGUUCAUUGGCAAUGCAGGAAGUGGUGUGCCAUUAGGGAGGCAGAGAGUCAGGGUGGUGGAUUUGCAUGUAACAUAUCUGAGACCGUCAUGGAGCAGACCGGAGUUGGCAUCUCAAAACAGCCCUGCAAUUAAUGUUUGCCCUUUUAUCAACCAUAACAGCGAUCUUUCCCUAACCUCAACCAAGUGUUUUAGUUGCCUGACCCUAACCACACCUUAACCAUAGUUUAUUUGCAAUAACCACAAUCUUUCCCCAGCCUUAAUCAGAAUCAGAAAUACUUUAUGUAUGCCAUUUCAGAAAGCAAGAAUUUCAAGAACAUUUUCACUGAAGAUAAUCUGGUGUUUUGCAAAAUUAUCCAAUAAUGAUGUUCUUUUUUGACGAUGGCAGAGCCGUGUGUCUCCUCCAGUACACUGUGUUUGAGGUGUCUCACAUGACCAACCAACCAACCAUCCAACCAUCCAACCAACCAACCGGAAGGAGUCUUCAAUGCAACAACAAGGGCAUGAUUCCUCACUGGCUUCCCACCCACAUACUGCCAAUUGUUCUUUCUCACAGCUGCACAGAUAUUUGACUUGAGUAAAUUCUGUAACCAUGGAAACACAAAUCACAAUACAUCUUGACAAAAAGAAAAAAUAUCACAUUUGACCCAUUUUACAAACAGUAGGAAAUGUCCUGGAAAUGCUGAGGUGAGUUCAUAAAAAACAAUAUAAACAGGCCUUCGUGGUCAGUUUGGUCACUUACUGUAAAAUCCAGAGUGAAUAGAGUAAAUACACUCACAAAUAAAAAUUGGAUGAUGUCCGGGAGGAUGCACUUAGUGUAUUAAGAAUUUUAACUUCCCACUCACAUUAUUGGAUUUUGCAGAUCAUUGCAAUUAUGAUCCACACAGCAACCGCAGCAGCUCAUGAAACUGAACUCAACUCAAUCACCAUUUGUUGCCUACCACCUCUAGAUGCAGACAGUCAGUAUUUUUAGUUGUAAUCUGUCCACCUAUAUUUGAAUGUGCUGCUUAUGUCGAAUUUGAUUCACUUGUUGAUAAAGGCAGUUUCCUUAGCAUGUUUGAUGUAUUAUUAAGUGCCGUGAUUGUGGAAAGUAUGUCUUGCAGAAACAAUAAGACGUCAAUCACUGUGCAAUCAAUAAACAGUUAAGUGGCUCCAGGCAUUGGCUGGCUACUUCAGAGAAUUUAAGAUGGGAAUACUCAGAAACUACAAAUGCACUUUCAAUAUCUCUCAGACGGGUCAAAAUACUUAUUGCAGCUUUCUGCCACUGCAAUUAUUCUGGCACUUAAUGCGCCAUCAAGCUAAUACAGUAAUAAUUCUCUGAUCAUGUAGUCAGUGGUGUUGAUACAGACAGCUCCUGAGUGCAAUCGAGGCUAAACUUUUGUCUAACCACUAAAUGAGUUACAGAUGAAUUAUCCUGCCCUUCCACCGCACAGGGCUUUCAACUGCAAAAAUGAGUAUGCCCAUUUCCACUGCAGUAUCCGCACUCCAUUUACAAACUAUAAAUCACACUCAUUAGCAACAUACACAGGAAAUGUUCUGGAAUCAACCAAAAUCCUCCAUCAUCAGUCAAGAGGGAUGGCGUUGGUUGACCCAUGUAUCUUUAUAUGUCUCUUUGCUUUAACACCUUCUACCAUCUGAUCUCCGGUUGUUCCUGACUUGUUUCUACAGAACAGCUGCACCAAACUAAACAAAUUGCUUAACAAGGCUGCAACUUAAAUGACACAUUCAAUAAAGUGAUCUGGUCCUGCAAGACUCCACACCUCACUUAUUAAAGUGUUCCUCCAUGUAAACCCAUGUCAAAAGGUACAAGAUUGUUGACAAGUACUUCUCAGGUUCCAGUAUACACAUGCGGUUAGAGUAGAACAGGUUCUGUAUUUGUGUAUUUGCAGGUAGAAUAAGCAAUUACACGCAACUGGGACAGAAGUAUGAGAUGAGAUGACAGGUCUGUAGGUGCCUGCAAAAUUGAGAGUAAGAGUAGGACUAAGAUGAAUUCAGGCAAAUGUUUUAAUCCAUAUUAAUGAUGUCCAGAACAACCAGAUAACAAGAGCACAACUUUCAGUGUUGAUGCACCUCUCUUUUCUUUACCCUCACUUUUCCUUCAUGUACUGUAAAUGUGCGGCUGCGUGGUUGAUGAUGUCAUUGGGCUUGAUGCUGUUGCACUGCACAGUAGACGAGAAAGACCAGUCCUACUUUGAAAAGCCUCCCAACAACUAAGGGGCUGAGGAGGCAGCCACCUGCCACAGUGUCGUCCCACUUCUGCUGUGACAUCUGGCAGACGAGGCAGAGAGGCGGAGGAGACAAACACUGACUGAGGCAGCGCUGCUGUUGUGCACACCUACCAGGAGAGAAGAUCAAUAGACUGGCCGCACUACUCUGACACCACACAGGAAUUUAGUGCAGCUACAGGUGUGACCACAAAUGGAGCAAGUGAAUCUGACAUACAGCGUAGAAAGCAACUCUACUGACUGUCCGUCCAUUGAUGACUUCCGUAACCAGGUUUACUCCACAUCCUACUCCCUCAUCACUGUGUUAGGCUUGGUUGGGAAUGGCUUCGCUCUGGUGGUGCUGAUCAGAACGCAUCGCCAGAGCUCACCCUUUCAUGUCUACAUGCUGAACCUGGCUGUUUCUGAUCUGCUGUGUGUCAUGACGCUGCCACUGCGCGUUCUCUACUACGUCAACAAGGGCCAGUGGAACCAGGGGGAUUUCCUCUGUCGUAUCAGCUCCUACGCCCUCUAUGUAAACCUCUACUGCAGUAUUUACUUCAUGGCUGUCAUGUCCAUCACACGUUUCUUGGCCAUCGUUUUCCCUGUGCAGAACAUGCGGCUGGUGACAGAGAACCGUGCUCGCCUGGGGUGUGUCGGUGUCUGGGUGUUUAUCUGUCUUUCAUCCUCACCAUUCCUGAUGUCUGGCCAGUAUUUUGACCCCAUAACAAAUAAAACCAAGUGCUUUGAGCCUCCAGAAAGAGACAGCGAUUUGCAGAAACUAAUCAUACUGAACUAUUUGUCUCUGGUGCUGGGCUUUCUCCUGCCUUUCCUGGUCAUCCUGCUCUGCUACGCUGGCAUAGUCCACACCCUGCUGUCCCGCACCCAUGCUGCCCGACGCCAGCGGGGCACAGGUACCAGAGCCAUCCGAAUGAUUGUCAUCGUCCUGCUGACCUUCCUAAUCAGCUUCAUGCCAUACCACGUGCAGCGCACCAUCCACCUGAGCUCCCUGUCCCAUAAUGGCACCUGCUCAGAGCGGGUUGCCAUGCAGAAGUCUGUGGUGGUGACACUGUGCCUGGCUGCUUCCAAUUCAUGCUUUGAUCCACUGCUUUAUUUUUUCUCUGGAGAGGGUUUCCGCAGUCGCUUGUCCUCUCUGCGCCGGUCAAUGACAAACAGCACCGCCAUUGACCGCCGCAGGGAGCCUGCAGCCAGGCUGAGGCCCAUCACAGGCUCAGAGUGUGUGGAAAACCACCAGCUGAAGGCCAGUUAAUUUACACCAGGCAUGAGGGUCAUCAAACAAGCAGCUUAGGAUAUGUUUUAAGAGCUUUGGAUGGCUUGUGCCCUCAUUAACAAACAGGGAAGGAGUUGAGAGAAACAUAAGAAGAAGAUGAGAGGCAGAAGAAAAGUUUUACAACGGAGGGUGAUAUGAAGUAUGUAAGUAUUUAAACAUUUAAGUUACAAGUCUCAGGAGGAUGUUUUCCAUUAAAAUUGCUAUUUAUUAUUCUAAAGAGUGAAUAUUGCUCAAUACUUAAGUGAUGUUGUUCUGUAUUAUUAUUAUGACAGUAACAAGUAGCCUAUUGUGUCCCAAAAGUUACUGUGGAAACUGUGGAAUUACGAGUACAAAUACACAGUAUAUCAAUGUAUGAAUGUAUUGUAGAUAAUGUUGAGCUAUGUAUUUUUAUGUGGCUUGUCUUCAAGAAGCUUGAGUCUUGUAUCGCACAACCUGCAUAAGUGUUUAUCAAGAAGGGCUAAACUCUGCUGACUACUAUAGACCUGUACUUAUCUUGACUAUAUUCUUCUCCUUAUUUUUUUAUCGCUGAUAUUUUUAGCAUUUUUGUGGCAAUGUUAAUGUUGCAAUGGCUAUAACCUUUUUUCAUUAUUCAUUGGAUUCAUAUUUGUUGUUUUUGUGUUAUUGAUUUUUCUCUGUGUAUGUUUUGUGUAGUAAAUAAGAAUGUUUAUUUGUUCAUUUUUUACCUUUUACCAUGUCGAAGAUACACUUCCUGAUUUUCUGUACUGUAAUCUGAGUUUCAAAACAUCAACAGUUAGCUGGAAGGAAAUUCUGGGAUUCGGGAGUGUACCUUUAAAGCAGUAGUUUGACAUUUUGUGAAAUACGCAUAUUCGCUUUCUUGCGAAGAGUUAGAUGAUAAGAUCAAUGCCAUUCAUAUUUGUACGGUAAAUAUGAAGCUACAGCCGGCUUAGCUUAGCUUAGCACAAUGGCUAAAUAAAUAAGGGGAAACAGUUUGCCUGGCUCUGUCCAAAGGAAACAAUAUCUGCUACAAGCACCUCUAAAGCUCACAAAACGUUGUAUGUAGUUUGUUUAAUCCGUACAGUUUGUGGUUUGUUUCCAUGGUUUCCAGUCUUUAUGCUAAGCUAAGAUGCUGGCUGUAGCUUCAUAUUUACUGUACAGACGUGAGAGUGGUGUCGAUGUUCUAAUCUAAUUCUUAGCAAGCAUAUUUCGCAAAAUGUCAAACCAUUCCUUUUAAACACCUGAAAUGUUUCUACUGUAUUCCUGUUGUAUGGAAACUAUAUUUCAUGUUAUGUAUGAUAACUCCAUUAAUAAAUCAUCCAGUAUGUGUCAGUUCAGUA
This is a messenger RNA of Siniperca chuatsi (mandarin fish), 6042 nucleotides long. It is a transcript of the gene cysltr1, whose product is annotated as cysteinyl leukotriene receptor 1. The transcript is spliced from 2 exons. The coding region runs from base 3674 to 4726 and encodes 350 amino acids. Gene Ontology annotation, biological process: G protein-coupled receptor signaling pathway. The record is from RefSeq and is a predicted model, not a curated record. Gene Ontology annotation, molecular function: leukotriene receptor activity. Gene Ontology annotation, cellular component: plasma membrane. NCBI's taxonomy places the organism in Eukaryota, Metazoa, Chordata, Actinopteri, Centrarchiformes, Sinipercidae.